Cygnus olor (mute swan) is the source of this 1761-nucleotide messenger RNA. It is a transcript of the gene SGF29, whose product is annotated as SAGA complex associated factor 29. The record is from RefSeq and is a predicted model, not a curated record. Bases 13 to 894 code for a protein of 293 amino acids. The transcript is spliced from 9 exons. NCBI's taxonomy places the organism in Eukaryota, Metazoa, Chordata, Aves, Anseriformes, Anatidae. Gene Ontology annotation, cellular component: SAGA complex.
CCCCCCCCCAAGAUGGCGCUGGUCUCGGCGGACUCGCGCAUCGCGGAGCUGCUCGGGGAGCUGCACCAGCUCAUCAAGCAGACGCAGGAGGAGCGGUCCCGCAGCGAGCACAACCUGGUCAACAUCCAGAAGACGCACGAGAGGAUGCAGACAGAAAACAAAAUCUCCCCCUAUUACCGCACGAAGCUGCGGGGGCUCUACACCACUGCCAAGGCGGACGCUGAGGCUGAGUGCAACAUCCUGCGGAAGGCGCUGGACAAGAUUGCUGAGAUCAAGUCGCUGCUGGAGGAGCGCCGCAUUGCGGCCAAGAUCGCCGGCAUCUACAGCGACGCGGAGCCGCCGCGGAAGACGAUGCGCCGCGGGGUGCUGAUGACGCUGCUGCAGCAGUCGGCCAUGACGCUGCCCCUCUGGAUCGGCAAGCCCGGGGACAAGCCCCCCCCACUGUGCGGUGCCAUCCCGGCGGCCGGGGACUACGUGGCCAAGCCCGGGGACAAGGUGGCCGCGCGCGUCAAGGCGGUGGACGGCGACGAGCAGUGGAUCCUGGCCGAGGUGGUCAGCUACAGCCACGCCGCCAACAAGUAUGAGGUGGACGACAUCGACGAGGAGGGCAAGGAGCGCCACACGCUGAGCCGCCGCCGCAUCAUCCCGCUGCCGCAGUGGAAGGCCAACCCCGAGACCGACCCCGAGGCGCUGUUCCAGAAGGAGCAGCUGGUGCUGGCCCUGUACCCGCAGACCACCUGCUUCUACCGCGCCCUCAUCCACGCGCCCCCGCAGCGGCCGCAGGACGACUACUCGGUGCUGUUUGAGGACACCUCGUAUGCUGACGGCUACUCGCCGCCCCUCAACGUGGCGCAGCGCUAUGUGGUGGCCUGCAAGGAGACCAAGAAGAAGUGAGGAGAAGGGGGCUUGGGGGGUGCUUUUGGGGUCGUGGAGGAAAUUUUUGGGGUCCUGGUGGUCGUUUUUGGGGUCUUGGUGGCCAUUUUGGGGCCCUUCAGUGACCAUUUGGGGACCCCCCUGGCAACUAUUUUGGGAUUUUCCCAAUGGAUGACAACUUCGGGACCCCUUAGACACCAUUUUGGGGUCUUGGUGGCUGUUUUGGGGUCUUAGCAGCCAUUUUAGGGCCCUCAGAGACCAUUUUGGGGUCUUCGCAGCCAUUUUGUGACCCCCUGGCAGCCAUUUUUGGGCCGCUCAGACCCCAUUUGGGGACCCUUCAGAGACCAUUUUGGGAUCAUCCCCCAUGGGCGACCACUUUGGGAUCUCUUAAACACCAUUUUGGGGUCCUGGUGGCCAUUUUUUGGGUCUUAGCAGCCAUUUUGAAACCCUUAGAUACCAUUUUAGGGUCUUGGUGGCCAUUUUGUGACGCCCUGGCAGCCAUUUUGGGGCCUUUCAGUGACAAUUUGGGGAUCCCCCUGCAGUUGUUUUGGGACUUUCCCCCAUGGAUGACCACUUUGGGAUCUCUUAGACAACAUUUUGGGGCCUUGGUGGCUGUUUUUGGGGCCUUAGUGGCCAUUUUGGGGCCCUCAGAGACCAUUUUGGGGUCUUGGCAGCCAUUUUGCGGCCCCUCAGCAACCAUUUGGGGACCCCAAAGACACAAUUCUGGGAUUUUCCCCAUGGAUGACAACUUUGGGACCCCUUAAACACCAUUUUGGGGUCGUUGUGGCCGUUCUGGGGUCUUGGUGGCCACUUUGGGACUUUCUUUGGGGCCAUUUUGGGAGUUUUUAGCCCCGUUUUGGGACCGUCCCCAUUAAACGCUGUGGGAAC